AAAAAAUGUGUAAUUUUAAUAAAUGUAAUGUUUACAAAUAAAAUAAUAUUAUCUUCUUACCAUUAAAAAUAGAUAUCUUAAUAUGGGUAAUGGGAUAUAACCACAAUAUUAACGUUAUGACUGCAUUUAAAUAAUUUGAGUGUAUUUAAUAUGCUUCGAAUAUUAUUAUUAUUUACGGUAAUAUACACCGUUCUCUGCAGUGAUGGUGAUCGAUCUCCAUUCUAUAUUAACUGUGUUAAGGGAUGUAUGAAAGCAAAUUGUACAAAUGACUUGACAUUCACACCAGAGGCUGCCCAGCAGCAAGAUAUUUGGAGCAAGAUCUUGCUGUGGAACUGCAGAGAUGAGUGCAGGUAUCACUGUAUGUGGAGAACUGUGCAAGGCUUCCUGGAGAGAGGAUACACAAUCCCAAAAUUCCAUGGAAAGUGGCCGUUCAAGAGAAUCCUGGGUGUUCAAGAGCCAGCGUCCACACUGGCGUCACUGCUGAACUUGGCUGCUCAUGUCUACAUGUUUACUGAGAUGAAACGACAGUUGCCUGCAGCUUCCCGUACUCCUGCACUCCUGCUCUGGAAAGUGUUUGCUGUGGUAUGUAUGCACGCGUGGAUCUGGUCCGCAAUAUUCCACACCAGAGACAAUGCCUUCACAGAGUUCAUGGACUACGCGUGCGCUCUCUCCAUGGUUAUGAGCCUGUUUCUGGCAGCAAUACUGAGAUAUGGUUUCAUAGAAAACAUUUAGCCAAGAAAACUGCUACUGAUUCUCGGACGUUGGCUUCAGCGACUGGAGGUGGUGCAUGGAUGGCAGCCCCACUUACCCAUUGACAGACCAAUGAACCAAUUCCAUCCACCUCCAGUCAAACAAGUCAAUCACCGCACAUUUCACAGCUCUUUUGUGUGAACUUGCGCGAGGAAAUUGUUAAGUAUAGAGAACCCAGGCAGAAAGAACUCUUGACUCCUCUUCCAGCCACUCUUUCCUCUCAACCUACACGUCUCAGAAGGAGAUAUGAUGCCGCUGGCUCCCACGGAGAUGUCAGAAGUACAUUAUUUGAAUAUGAAGACGGGCGUGUAGAAAGAGAAACAGUGACAAACACUGAGCUUGCAGUCAUCAGGGAUGCCCUAUUACAGCUGUGUCCUUAGAGAAUUAUAUCUAGAUAAUAGGAAUUAUGAUUAUUGUGUUGUUUUAGAAUGAUUAUUGAUGCCUUUCUUGUUCUAGAGUAAGUUGUUCUAAGUAAAUAAAAUGUUGUUAAAAG
Molecule: messenger RNA, 1243 nt
Organism: Leptidea sinapis
Lineage: Eukaryota; Metazoa; Arthropoda; Insecta; Lepidoptera; Pieridae
Gene: PGAP3
Product: post-GPI attachment to proteins factor 3
Exons: 7
Coding region: 151-732 (193 amino acids)
Biological process (GO): GPI anchor biosynthetic process
Cellular component (GO): endoplasmic reticulum membrane
Molecular function (GO): hydrolase activity, acting on ester bonds
Source: RefSeq, a predicted model, not a curated record